AUGGGGAUUAUCAGGAGCGGGUUCAAUCUCAUGCUCGGUACGUUCUUCGGCAUCUACAUAGCUCAGAACUAUAACGUGCCUAACAUUCACAAGAUGGCCAACGCCGGGGUGGCCAUCGCCAAAAGCAUCGAGGAAUCGUAUAGGAAGCCGAAGAAGAGAGACGUGGAGGAUUGA
This is a messenger RNA of Linum tenue, 174 nucleotides long. The record is from the annotation of a GenBank genome assembly. Lineage: Eukaryota; Viridiplantae; Streptophyta; Magnoliopsida; Malpighiales; Linaceae.